Messenger RNA from Umbelopsis ramanniana AG, 539 nucleotides. RefSeq lists its product as uncharacterized. The record is from RefSeq and is a predicted model, not a curated record. The transcript has 6 exons. Bases 21 to 515 code for a protein of 164 amino acids. NCBI's taxonomy places the organism in Eukaryota, Fungi, Mucoromycota, Umbelopsidomycetes, Umbelopsidales, Umbelopsidaceae.
GUAUUUUCAACCGUUCUGUCAUGCCCAUCAAAGACGUUGAGACUCCUUAUCCUGUCAUUGACAAGGACCCACACUUUUUCCGCGUCGUUCGUUAUUUCCGACCCUCUGAUUAUGCUGCACUGGCUGCCGGUACCGCUGCAGCUCCAGCCAUUAUGCUUGGAUUCGAAAAAUUAAAUCCUAGUGGCCCAGCAAAAGCAAUGCGAGGACCUUUGAGAUUGGCCGGUUUCCUUGGUGCCGUUGGUGGUUUCUUGAUCGCCUAUCAAAGAAGCAGUCUUCGUUUCUGGGGUUGGGAAGAGAACACUGCUGAAGUUGAGAAGGACAAGGCUGAAAUGGCUCAGCGCAUUGCUGAAGGCAAACCUUUAUACGGCGAGAGCCAGCUUUCACCAUACCUUCAGUCAGUCGCAGCUGGUAACUCCAGGAAUGCUCAGCUCAAGUUCAAUGCAAUCCCCUGGUUCAACUUUGCUAACCACGACCAACACGGUGUUGAGGCCGCCAAAUACAAUGAGACGCAGUAAAAUAGUGCAAAUUAUAAAGAAGUG